This is a messenger RNA of Xiphophorus couchianus (Monterrey platyfish), 3739 nucleotides long. RefSeq names its product thyroid hormone receptor associated protein 3b (gene thrap3b). Gene Ontology annotation, biological process: positive regulation of transcription by RNA polymerase II. Bases 401 to 3094 code for a protein of 897 amino acids. The record is from RefSeq and is a predicted model, not a curated record. Lineage: Eukaryota; Metazoa; Chordata; Actinopteri; Cyprinodontiformes; Poeciliidae. The transcript has 12 exons. Gene Ontology annotation, cellular component: mediator complex. Gene Ontology annotation, molecular function: transcription coregulator activity; DNA binding.
CUCGCGUGAAUUGGCCAAACCGCCUGUUACCGUCAGCUAGCGUCAGCUCGCUGGUUCGGAGCCGUUGAACUUCGCUGCUACCAGAACCGAGCUUUUUGCUACAAUUUCCCAGCAGAGACAACGUUUGGUUUAUGUUUAUGGGCCGGAACACAGCAGUGGACCUCCGGGUUUCCUGUUUUUACCUUCUGCUGUUUAUUGGGGCUGCCAACGGCUAACCCGACAGCAGCUAGCCUAUUAGCAUCGUUAGCUUCGGCUGCUGAGGAACCAGGAAGGAGGCGGCGGAGCUGCAGGCGUUUGGGCCCGAACCUUCCGCGGCUCCCCAGAACUCUCAUCCGGAUCAACAGAACCAGAACAUCUGCAGAAGGAGAAAGGACAGAAUCGACCCAGUCUGACUGCAGACAUGUCCAAGGUUCUGGAUUCUCCGUCCCGACCCAGAUCCCGGUCCAGAUCCAGAUCCAGGUCCUACUCCAGGUCCAGGUCUCGAAGCCACUCCCGCUCCAGAUCCAGGAAGCGCCACUACAGCUCCCGGUCCCGUUCCCGCUCCCACUCCCCGGGCUACAGGAACUACCCGUCCCGGGACUACCAGGGCAACAACAGAGGCUUCCGGGGUUACAACCGCGGCUACCGUCGGCCGUACUACUACCGCGGCCGUAACCGUGGCUACUACCCACGCGGCCACUACCAGAACCGAGGAAGGGGAGGCUAUGGCUACAAGUCCAACUGGCAGGGUGGCGGUGGCGGAGGCGGAGGCGGAGGCGGAGGCGGAGGCGGAGGCGGAGGCUGGCAUGACCGGCAGGAGCACCACAGCCCCAGGAGGCCCUACUCGCGCUCCCGCACGCCCAAGAAGCGCUCAGGAAGCCGCAGCCGCUCCCGCUACUCCGACCGCUCAUCCUCCGGCCGGUCCCGCCAGUCCCGCCACUCCAGCUACUCGUCCCGCUCCCGUUCCCGAUCUUCAUCCCGACGCCACGACAGCAAAAGUCGGAAGAAGUCCAAGGAUUCUAAAGACAAGCAGCCGGAGAGCCAGCCAGAGAAAUCGGCAACAGCCGCCGACGGCACCGUCAUCGCCAAAACGUCUGGCGGGAAGUGGAUCGACUAUGAUGCCAGCCCCAAGCGGCGCAGUCCGGACUCCAAAAAGGAGGACACUUUGGACCUGGAGGCCAAAGGCAGCGGCGGUCAGAUGUGGAAGACCGUCGGCUCCGUCUCUCCUCCAGGAAAGAGCCCCUCCAAGUCCGGACAGACGGCCUCCUUCAGCGGCUUCGGCUUCUUCUCCAAGGACGACACCAAACCUGGAGACAGCGCUGGGAUCUCCGCAGCUUUUAAAAAGUUCCUGGCUGAGAAGCAGCUGAAGAAGCAAGCAGCUGAGAAGGAGAGCAGCCGGGAGAAGGACGCAGACCCUGAGAAAAGCUCCAAGUCCUCCGACAUAUUCAGCAUCUCCGCAUCUCCGUACGCUGAUCCCAAAGACGACAAGACUCUGCCCUUCUUUGACCCGGGGGAGGAGGAGUUCCUGGAGUCGCAGGGCCUGAAGGACCGGAUCAUCAACGAAAACGCCGAUGGCAAACCCGUCCUUACAGAGCGCGACAUCUUUGGCAAAUGGGGCGACGAGCCGAACUACUCCACAUCCUAUCAGUCGGCCAAAGAGAAAGGCCGCAGAGAUGCAGAAGAAGAAGAGGCUGUUGAUGAAGCAGAGGAAGAGCUGUACCGGAGUCGCAAACACUCAUCCAAGAAGGAGGAGAAGUCCAAGAAGAAGGAGAAGAAGGAGAAAGAGAAGACCAAGAGGAGCCUGAGUCCUCCAACGACAUCCAAGGAGAAGGAGCGGCCGCUGUUCCCCGGCGCGUUCCCCUCUCUGGAGCCAUCUCCUCCGCAUCGCCUGUCCGCCUCAAGGGAGGAGUUCGAGCUGAAGAUGAGCUGCUUAGAGGAGAUGGCCAGCUCGUCUGUGUCGAAGGAGCGCCUGGCGCAGCGCGACCUGCUGCUUUCCUCCAAGAAGGAUCCAGAGUUUCGCUCCAUCUUCCAGCACAUCCAGUCGGCCCAGCUGCGCCGCAGCCCGUCCGAGCUUUUCGCCCAGCACAUCGUCUCCAUCGUUCACUACAUCAAAGCUCAACACUUCCCCUCCUCAGACAUGACUUUAAGUGAGCGCUUUGCCAUGUACCAAAGAAAAGCUGCAGAGGCAGAAAUGAUGAAGCCAAGGAAGAGCCCAGAAAUCCACAGGAGAAUCGAUGUUUCCCCCAGUGCCUUUAAGAGGCACCCUCACCUGUUUGAGGAGGUGGACGAGUCGAGCUACAAGGACAAACGGUUCAAAGGAGACAUCAUGGACCUGCGGCUGGAUAUUGAAAGACGAAAGAGGUUUGCUGGGAAGGAGCACGACUACAAACGGGACGGAGGCCGGAGCCCCGCAGGCUCCCGGGGGCCCAGCCGCGAGCGCUCCACCGACAAAUCUGGGAAGCACCACAAAAAGUCCAAAUCUGAAGAUUUUCCAAAGCUUGGACAGUUCGGUCCGACCCAGGAUCAUCGGUCAGAACCAAUCAUGAAUGUGAAGCAUUGUGUUUGGAGGGGAGGAGGCGUCUGUGUAGGGAAGGAGUACCUGGCGGAGGGGGCGGAGCAUCUGGAGGAGGGCUACGGGCCCCCGCGCUACGCGCCGCGGGACUACGGCGGCCCCGCCGACCGGGGGCCGCGGGACUACGAGGGCCACUUCCCAGACAGAGGAAGAGGCCGAGGAUUUUUUCCCAGGAUGAGAGGAAGAGGCUGGAGCAGAGGAAAUUAUCCCGGGAACAGCAACGGAAACCCGGCCAACCUGAACGCUCCGGUGCGCCCCCCGGAGGAGGACUGGGACCCCGAGUACACGCCCAAGAGCAGGAAGUACUACCUGCACGACGAUCGUGACGGAGAAAAGACCUGGGUGGAGAGCCGGGGGCGGGGGCGGGGCUCCUUCCCGGCACGUCGUGGCCGCUUCGUGUACCGUAAGGGCGGCGGCGGCGGCGGCAGCCCGAAGUGGGCCCAUGACAUGUUCCAGGGCGGCGAGGAGGGCGAGCUGCCGGACGACGCCAUGGAGGCGGAGCACAAGGAGCCCAAGGCCUCCGGCGACGGGACCCCCAAGUAGAGGAGCCAUCUUCCAGCUAACGGUUGACAUGUUUCUGUUUUUAUGUCUUUUUAAGGGAGAACUUUAAGCUUCAUGUUCUGCAGCAAAUCAAAGCGUUUUUGUGCCUUAGAGGAGAAUAAAAGCUGCUGACAAGUGAAAACGCAGUUCAUGAUUCUGUUAGCACGGCGCCGCUAAGCGGGACCAAUCAGCAGCGACCCGGGCGCCGCCGACACCUCUCUGUGGUAAAACUGGCCCAGAUCCACAUAGGAAUUUAUCUGCUGUAGAGAUUUAGCUUAAAGUUCUGGUGAGAUCCUGUUUCAGGCUGUUUGGACCCGACCUGCAUGUUCUGAACCAACUGUCUGACAUCUGCUUCAGCCUGAACCUUUUUUACUUUAAACUCAUUUGUUUUAUUUUCAAUAAAUGUUCCUUUGAGUCGGGACAUUUCUGGGUUUCCUGGUCUUUUCUAGAACUUCAGCUGCAGGAGGAAAAUCUGGAUUCGAUCUGGAUUCACACUGUCGGGUCAGAUCACAUUUAAACCCAGAAAAUGUUCCUGGAAUAAAAAAUCAUCUUUAUUUCUGUAAACCUGUUGAUUCACGUAGAAGUUUGAUUUCUGGAAACUUUUUAUUAGAGAAAAUUCAGAAAAAUAAAAUAAAACCUGGAAAAUUC